AUGGGAACAAAAUUGUCAGUUUCGCUAGAAGAACGUUUUCAUCCCGAAAUUUCACCACGUGCUGAUCGUCCUCCAACUUUUGACCCUCUUUAUGGUUUCCCGAGAGGGAGAAAACCACGUGAAAUGGUUGCCACAUGGGAAGAAAUGGAACAGUGGAAUUUGAAUCGUGGCCAGCGUGAUUAUUGCGCCCACAAACUUAUUGAUCUGUUAAGAUGUCAGAGAAGUUCGAAACCUUUCGCCCACUAUUAUUGCGUUGAUGAACGUAAUGCUUAUGAUAAAUGUGAAUAUGAUGAUCAAAUAAUGAGAAUCAAAGAAUUCGAACGAGAACGUCGGCUUUUAAAACGUAUGGCUAGGAAAAAAGCGGCAGCAGAAGCAACAGCGUAA
Molecule: messenger RNA, 384 nt
Organism: Dracunculus medinensis (Guinea worm)
Lineage: Eukaryota; Metazoa; Nematoda; Chromadorea; Rhabditida; Dracunculidae
Source: the annotation of a GenBank genome assembly